Messenger RNA from Emericellopsis atlantica, 261 nucleotides. RefSeq lists its product as uncharacterized. The coding region runs from base 1 to 261 and encodes 86 amino acids. The record is from RefSeq and is a predicted model, not a curated record. NCBI's taxonomy places the organism in Eukaryota, Fungi, Ascomycota, Sordariomycetes, Hypocreales, Bionectriaceae. The transcript is spliced from 2 exons.
AUGGUGUCCCGCAUCGCCUUCUGGAGCCUGUUCGGUGUCGGCGUGCGCUUCUGGCAGAUGGGUAUCGAGAUGCGCCCCUUCUUCCAGCGCUCUAACCUCUGGGUGUACCCCAUCUACGCGGCCGGCGGCGCGAGCUUCGGAUACUGGCUGCAGGGUGUCGACGACAAGCAGACUGCUCUGCUGACGGAGAGGAAGAACAGACUUUUGGAGAAGAGGGCGAAACGGGCGCAAGAAGCACAGCCUGCUGAUGCUGAGGCAUGA